CGUGGAUUUAUCUCCUAAAGAGGCUCCCACGGAACUCGGGAGCCAGUUUUGGUUUUUUAUUGAGGAUAUGAGUGAGUAAGAAGUGAGUCAAGAGGAUGGAGAAACACGGGCGGUGACGUCGGGCGCAGUGAUUUCCUUUAUUUCGCAGGUCGGACAGUUAACUUUGUUGUUGUGCAGGAACUUUGACAUGUUGCUGCUCACCCUCCGGGAUGUGCACGUCGCAGUGAGCAGCCUCUCUGCCCUCGCUGCUUUGUUGUGAAACGCUCCAGGGAUACAUUUACGGCGUGUUUUCUCCUUUUAACCCGCACUCCCAAGUUUUAUUUCCUCGCCUAUUUUCAUGGCACAAUGAUGGAGCGGUUGUCACGUUUGACCAAGGAGGGUAAAGCUCCUGAAGUGAAGCCUCGGCGGACCUUAGCGACAGUCGCCGUGCUCCUCCUGGGUUUGUUGGCCUCGUCUUGUUUUGCUGAAGACGCGUCUUGUCACGGAGCCUACGACCUCUACUUCGUUUUGGACAAGUCUGGGAGCGUCGCUGCCGACUGGUUCGAGAUUUACUCGUUCGUCAGGAAUCUCACUGACCGGUUUGUGAGCCCAAGCAUGAGAGUGUCCUUCAUUGUCUUCUCUGCACAAGCACAAGUCCUGCUGCCUCUGACCGGAGACAGGUACGAGAUAGAGGAGGGUCUCAAGCGGCUGCGGGAUGUAAAACCAGCAGGUGAAACAUACAUGCAUGAGGGAAUUAAAGAGGCGUCGGCUCAGAUUCAGAAACAGACGACCAAGUCCUCGAGCAUCAUCCUGGCCCUGACGGACGGGAAGCUGGCGGUCUACAUCCACGAGCUCACCGUCAGAGAGGCCGAUGAAGCGAGGAAAUACGGCGCUCGGGUUUACUGUGUGGGUGUCAAGGACUUUGACGAACAGCAGCUUGCGGAUGUCGCCGACACCAAGGACCAAGUGUUUCCUGUCAAAGAUGGCUUCCACGCGCUCAAAGGCAUUGUGAAUUCUAUAUUAAAGCAAUCAUGCACAGAGAUCCUGAGAGUGGAGCCCUCCAGUGUGUGCGUGAACGAGUCCUUCGACAUCGUCCUCAGAGGGAACGGCUUCACUCUCGGCCGCAGCAACGAAGGCGUCGUCUGCAGCUUCAUCGUCAACGGGCAAACCUUCAAUCAGAAGCCAAGCUCAGUGCGGAGUGAUUACGUCCUGUGUCCCGCGCCGGUGCUGUAUGACGUCGGACAGACUAUGGACGUUCUCAUCAGCUUAAACCACGGCAAGUCCUUCAUCUCCAGUGCCUACACCAUCACGGCUUCAACAUGUUCAGACGGCAGCGUGGUGGUGAUCGUGCUCCUGGUGCUGCUCUUCCUGGUGGCCGUAGCUCUCAUGUGGUGGUUCUGGCCUCUGUGCUGCACAGUGGUCAUCAAAGACCCGCCGCCUCCACCUCCACCUUCCCGUCCUCCACCGCCCGAGCCCGACCCUCUGCCCAAGAAGAAGUGGCCGACCGUGGACGCCUCCUACUAUGGAGGCCGAGGAGCCGGAGGCAUAAAGCGCAUGGAGGUGCGCUGGGGGGAGAAGGGCUCCACGGAGGAAGGAGCCCGGCUGGAGAAGGCCAAGAACGCCAUCGUGUCCAUCCCGGAGGAGGUGGAGGAGCCGAUGAUCAAGCGCCCGCCCAAGCCCGCCCCCGCCCGCCACACGCCGGAGAACAAGUGGUACACGCCCAUCAAGGGUCGCCUCGAUGCUUUGUGGGCUUUGCUGCGGCGGCAGUACGACCGAGUCUCCCUCAUGCGCCCCACCUCUGCAGACAAGGGCCGGUGUAUUAAUUUCAACCGUGUGCCGCAUCAUUAGAGGAGAGGGGCUCCUGUCUGGAAACCGUCGUGUGCUUCUCGCUGCGGACAAAACAAAAGAAUUUCAGGUUUUUUUUUGAAGAUCCCUCGUUUCCAAAACCACUAAAGCACCGUCUGUCCGCUCCCUCUCUCCGUUUCGUGCGUCUCCCUUCACUUCCCCUUUCGGUUCUCUCUGCCCUCGGAAGUCGCACGCUCACAGGAACAUCUGAAUAUUAACACACAAUCAUCAUGUCCUUUAUUUUUUCUAACAUUUUGUUAUUAUUAUUAUUAUUGUUAAACACAAGUCAAAGCGUGAACGCGGGCCGACCCAGAGCGUGCCACUCACAUCGAGUUAGCUUUUCGUGCGCACCAAAGGCUUAACAUAUUCUGACCAUAUUGUGCCUUCUGUGAAAAACCUAAUUUCAUGGACACAGACGGAAGCUAUCUGAAAAACACACAGGAAAAAAAAAAAAAAAAAAAAAAA
This is a messenger RNA of Myripristis murdjan (pinecone soldierfish), 2289 nucleotides long. RefSeq names its product ANTXR cell adhesion molecule 2a (gene antxr2a). Gene Ontology annotation, cellular component: cell surface; plasma membrane. The record is from RefSeq and is a predicted model, not a curated record. The coding region runs from base 346 to 1827 and encodes 493 amino acids. The transcript is spliced from 17 exons. Lineage: Eukaryota; Metazoa; Chordata; Actinopteri; Holocentriformes; Holocentridae. Gene Ontology annotation, molecular function: transmembrane signaling receptor activity.